CUUCAAGGACUUCCCUCAGGCCAUUCGCAAUCAUGCCGCGGGCACGUCUCCCGCCUACGCUCUACACAAAAUCGAAAAACAUCCGAACAUCGAGCGGGCCGCGAUUAUGGAAUGCCAAACGUCGAACCAGAACCAGCGUUGGAUUGACACCAGAACACUCCAAAGACUUCGAGAAAACAACAUCAGUACAAAAAUGGCUCGAGAUUCACAAGAGUCAAGUUCAAUCCAACAAUCAUCGUCGACUUGACCCAGUGACGGAGCAAGCACUUCAAGAAACGCGCAAUAACAACGAUCUCGAAUGGUGGAAGCUGAAGAGGGAAGACCUCGACAACUUUAUGGAUGUGCACCCUCAUCUUCGUCGAGUUUCAAGCGAUGUCAGAGACUUUAUAUGUGCCAACCGUCACAUCUUUGACAAGCCCACGGUACUUAAACUACUGGAAAAUCCACCUCGCUUUUUCGCCGCCUCGUCGAACGUCCCUUAUGAAUUCCGGAAACAGAUAUACUUUCCGGACCCAAAAGACGCUGUCGUCCUGAUGCGCACACCCCACCUCAGUCCAUACUACGCAGCCUUCGACGUCCCACGACAUUUCAGCAAACUAGACCUGCAAGCAUACCUAAAGAACGUCUACAACGUUGACGUCCUCCACAUUCGGAGCGUAGUGGUGCAGCAAAAAGUGGACAGAAAGCAACCAGUCAGCCAAUAUACUCAAGGCCCCCUAUAUCGACCUGCAAGCAUAAAGAAGAUGACCGUCCAAUUGGCCAAACCAUUUGUGUAUCCAGAGGAGAUCACAGAUCUCGAUGCCUGGGAACGCGAAGACUUCUGGACAGCAAUGAAGGCAGAAUUCGCCCGACAGCGGAUGCGCUCCUCAUGGGGAACGACGAAACCGAAUGUAGAGCACCGAAAAAGCAUCGCGCAGCAGGCUCAAGAGCUGCUGAAAGGCAAAACGAAGUGGGCGCCGACGUGGCAGGCGCUAGACGACAAGCCAGUGUCGAAUUCUGUGGCUCGACAAUAGAUACCCUGUACAAUACUGGUUCGGUUCAAAAAAUGUAAAUCCAAGAAGUCGAAAAGACGUUAUUUGCCUCCAAAGUCGCCGUUGAAAAGAUCGUGGGAGAAAGAUGAUUAAACCAUAUAAAGCUCCCCAAAUCCCUCCUGACCAAAUGAAUGCAAGAAGCGGCAUGGACUCUUAAUAGGGCAGCAAAGCUAAGCGAAGCAGAAUAUGAUACGAUUAUACCCAAGAUGAGGCCAAAAAGGACGCUCGCUAACACCCUAUUCCUCACAUCGCCGCCCUCUGCCACGUAUCGCUUACACUACAACCUACUCUCGACCUCCGCAAAGUGGCUAUCCGACGCCCAUUGCGAGUCUGGCCAAAUAUGCCGCAAUGCUUCAUAGACGUGCC
Molecule: messenger RNA, 1397 nt
Organism: Exophiala xenobiotica
Lineage: Eukaryota; Fungi; Ascomycota; Eurotiomycetes; Chaetothyriales; Herpotrichiellaceae
Exons: 3
Coding region: 33-1013 (326 amino acids)
Biological process (GO): mitochondrial translation
Cellular component (GO): ribosome; mitochondrial large ribosomal subunit
Molecular function (GO): structural constituent of ribosome
Source: RefSeq, a predicted model, not a curated record